AAAAAGUGACAGGAAACAAGCGCGAGGAGAGCACGAGCGCUUCUUCUUCUUCUUCUUCUUCUUCUUCUUCAAGUGGAAAGCGAGAGAAGAAGAAAGUGAGCGAAAGAGAGAGAGAACUCCUCUCCUCCUCCAUGUCGCUCCCCGGCUCCCCGCCGCUGCUCUCGCCGGGCUCCGGCGCCCCGACCCCGGCCGCGCUGUACCGCUCUGCGCCGGACGCGCUGCUCCACUCCUCCGGCGGCCCCUCCAGCCCGGGGGGCCACGCCACCCCCACCCCCACCACCACCCCCACCAACUCCCACGCGCACCCGCUGUCCCUGUCCCCGUCGCCGCGGCUCACCAGCAGCAUGCUCAGCGCGUUCCUGCCCGGCCCCGGGGGCGCGCUGGCCGGGCUGGGCAACGGCGGCGGCGGCGGCGCGGCCCCGCUGCUGCCCGGCGGCGCGGCUCUGGGGCCGCCGCUCGGCGGGCUCGGCUCGCUGCACGCCGGGCUGCUGACCCCCGGGUCCCCCGGCUCCCCGGGGCCGGGCAGCGAGUGCCGGCUGGUGGAGGUGCACGGCGUGAAGGUGGCGAGCUUCGGCGCGGACGGCCACGAGCUCAUCUGCCUGCCGCAGGUGUUCGACCUGUUCCUGAAGCACCUGGUGGGCGGGCUGCACACCGUGUACACCAAGCUCAAGCGGCUGGACGUCGCGCCGAUGGUGUGCACCGUGGAGCAGGUGCGCGUGCUGCGCGGGCUCGGCGCCAUCCAGCCCGGCGUCAACCGCUGCAAGCUGAUCUCCCGGAAGGACUUCGAGUUGCUGUACCAGGACUGCACGAGCGCCAGCUCUCGUCCGGGCCGUCCUCCGAAGCGUUGCUCUGGAGCCGGGAUCCAGGAAAGCCCCCGGCUGCUGCACCUGGGCCUGCUGUCCCCCAGCCUGCUGGCCCACCCCGGCCUGACAGCAGCAGCCAUGGCUGAGCUCCAGAAGCUGCAGAAGAUGAAGAUGAUGAUGAGUCUCCAGAACGGCAACGAGUCGGACGACGACCUGCACUCCAACACCGGAGGCAGCGAGUGUUCUUGGGAUAAGGAGCGUCUGACCAGCCCUGUAGGAGCCCACGGAGGAGGAGGAGGAGGAGGAGGAGGAGGAGGCGGCGGCGGCAGGGGGCCGGCCCUCGGAGCUGUCAAUCAACAACAACUCCAGCAGCAGCAACAGCUCCUGGCCAACAGUGAGUACACAAACUGGUUGGACCUGCCCUUCAUGAUGAUGCCCCACCCCCUGCUGCCCCUGGGCCUGCCCCCGGCCUCGGUGGCGAUGGCCAUGUCGCAGAUGAACCACCUCAACACCAUCGCCAACAUGGCCGCCGCCGCCCAGCAGAUACACACACACGUGCACAGGGCGCCGGUCAUCAAGGAGAGAGUGUGUGACAGUCCCUCUCUCUCUCCAUCUGUUGACGAGGCCAACACUCCUCUGCAGUCGCAGCCCAGCAGCUCGGCCUCCAGCUCGCCCGAGAGACUCGGAUUGGUGUCAAUGGAUGCAGAUGUUGCUCUGACCAACCCGGCUGCACCCAUCAAGAAAAUAACAAAGGACAAAGACGAGUGCUCGCUGGCUCAAGCCCCGCCCCCCGGCUUCCCCGCUCCGUUCCUAUUCGCUGACGGGCUGUCGUCAGUGGAGACGCUGCUCACCAACAUCCAGGGCCUGCUGAAGGUGGCGGUGGAGAACGCCCGUGUCCAGGAGAAGCAGAUCCAGAUGGAGAAGCGGGAGCUGAAGCUGGAGCUGUACAGGGAGCGCGAGAUGAGGGAGAGCCUGGAGCGGCAGCUCACCUCGGAGCUGCAGAGCCGAGCCUCCAUCCAGAAGCGCCUGAAGAAGGAGAAGAAGGCCAAGAGGAAGCUGCAGGAGGCGCUGGAGUUCGAGUCCAAGAGGCGGGAGCUGAAGCACUCGUCCUCGUCCUGCCCGUCUCCAGAGCCGCUGCACGCCGCCAACAGCAACCAGAACGACGCUGCAGCCGCCGCCGAGAAACCCGAACUUAAUGGAAACCAGCAAGACAACGGCGCUGUGCAAGACUCCCGGUCGUUUCUGAAGAACCCGAUGAUGUUCUAGAGAGACAGGCCCCGCCUCCCGAAGCCACGCCCCCUCCCUGCACAGAAGAACUCCACCAGCCCUCUUCCACAGGAGGGAUUCAACUCUUUGAUGUUGCUUUGAAACAAUAAGACUACGAGGAGGACCCCCCUCUCUUCUUCUUCUUCUUCGAGAAGCUUCACUCCAUUCUUUCCGCUUCUUUCUUCUUCCCGCUCUGAACUUCUCUCGUUUAUUUAGAGAAAGGAACGGAGAAAUCAAACCGAGCGAUUUGAUUGGCCGACCUGCUUGAAGUGGACCAAUCAGACGAGAGCUUCUGCUUCCUGAGACAUUAAAAGACUAAAUGUUCUUCAAAAGGAAUAUGAAUGAAAAAAGAUUCAAGCCCCUCCCCACCCGCUGCCUCUGGGUUUGACAGAACCCCAUUGGCUGGCUGUGAACACCCCUCUGAUUGGACGAUAAUCAGCUAGUGGGAGGGGCUAAAAAAGUGUUAAGAUAGUUAAUUUCUGUCCCAAGUUUGAUUGGUUGUUUUAUUUGAACUCUUCCUCACAGGCACCGAAUGCAUGGGAACACGUUACUGAUGAUGUCAUCGGGUUCGCUUGAUCUCCUCACCUUCACCUCUCGUACUCUCUUUCUUUUCUAUAACGCUCCUCUUAUAUCUCUCGCCCCCCCCCCCCCCCCCCUCUCUCUCUCUCUGAAUAUGUUGGAUGCAGCUUUUCAAUGUAUGAAGUAUUUUAUAAAUAUUAAUAAUCUGUGAGUUUCUCAAAUGAUGCAAAAGUGUAAAAAAAACAAGAUUUUUUUUUAAUUCUGUUCCUCGACUUUGGAGCCGCUCCCCUGUUCGACCCCCCCGGGUGGAGAUAGUGGCGUUUAAAAGACGAGCGCUCGAUUCGUCCCUUUAAAAAAAAAACUUUGAUGACCGUGAAGAAAGAAAAAAGUCUUUUUUUUUUGUCGUUGGAUUUCCAGAACUCCGCCCCGAUCACUCCACCCCACCUGGAAGGCCCCUCCGGGUGUCUGAAUCAAGCGCUCCUCUGUUUCCUGGCUCAGACUGUGUGUUGCAGGUUUUCCUGAGUGUUUUUAUUUGUUUUGUUUAUUUGUUGAUGACUUUGAAAUGUGUAUGGAGGGGGGGGGGAGGGGUUAAAGGCAUAUUCCGUAUGUAGAUAGAAACUUGUUUUAUUUUAUUUACCUGAGUCUGUUCUGAGUUUAAGAUGAAAAUAUACAAGAUGAGAGAGA
Molecule: messenger RNA, 3272 nt
Organism: Pseudoliparis swirei
Lineage: Eukaryota; Metazoa; Chordata; Actinopteri; Perciformes; Liparidae
Gene: dachb
Product: dachshund b
Exons: 12
Coding region: 132-2069 (645 amino acids)
Source: RefSeq, a predicted model, not a curated record